AUGGAAAAUGAAAGAAUACGCGGUUGGAAAGCUGUACAGAAAGCGCUUCCACGUAUUAUACAUUAUGGUCAAAAUGAGGGUUUAUUACUUUUAAAUAGUAUGAAGCGAUUGCAGCUAAUAGGUUCAUCGUAUUUGUCUAAUGUUGUGAUACAAGCAAAAGUAGCAACUGAAAUUUCUGAUCGUCGUUUAACAGAUAAAGUACAAAUACCCACUAAUGAUAUAACAAUUAUGCAUGAGGCUAUACCAUUUCUACCGGUUCCGGUUGCUUUACUAUGCCUCUUCUUUAAUAUUAUCAUACCUGGAUCAG
Acanthocheilonema viteae is the source of this 307-nucleotide messenger RNA. The record is from the annotation of a GenBank genome assembly. Lineage: Eukaryota; Metazoa; Nematoda; Chromadorea; Rhabditida; Onchocercidae.